Messenger RNA from Rangifer tarandus platyrhynchus (Svalbard reindeer), 594 nucleotides. Lineage: Eukaryota; Metazoa; Chordata; Mammalia; Artiodactyla; Cervidae. The record is from the annotation of a GenBank genome assembly.
AUGGCUCCCAAAAAGCCAGAUCCCAAGAAGGAUGAGGCCAAGGCAGGUGCUAAAGCAGCUGCAGCUCCAGCUCCCGCACCUGCACCUGCACCUGAGCCCUCCAAGGAAGCUGAGUUUGAUCCCUCCAAAGUCAAGAUCGAGUUCACUCCAGAGCAGAUUGAAGAGUUCAAGGAAGCCUUCAUGCUGUUCGAUCGCACGCCCAAGUGCGAGAUGAAGAUCACGUACGGGCAGUGUGGGGACGUGCUGCGGGCGCUGGGCCAGAAUCCGACACAGGCUGAGGUGCUCCGUGUCCUGGGGAAGCCAAAGCAGGAAGAGCUCAACUCCAAGAUGAUGGACUUUGACACGUUCCUGCCCAUGCUCCAGCACAUCUCCAAGAACAAGGACACUGGCACCUAUGAGGACUUCGUGGAGGGGCUGCGGGUCUUCGACAAGGAGGGCAAUGGCACGGUCAUGGGCGCUGAGCUCCGCCACGUGCUGGCCACGCUGGGUGAGAGGCUGACGGAAGACGAGGUGGAGAAGCUGAUGGCGGGGCAGGAAGACUCCAAUGGCUGCAUCAACUAUGAAGCGUUUGUCAAGCACAUCAUGGCCAGCUGA